Molecule: messenger RNA, 1896 nt
Organism: Culicoides brevitarsis
Lineage: Eukaryota; Metazoa; Arthropoda; Insecta; Diptera; Ceratopogonidae
Product: facilitated trehalose transporter Tret1-like
Exons: 4
Coding region: 173-1810 (545 amino acids)
Biological process (GO): carbohydrate transport; transmembrane transport
Cellular component (GO): membrane
Molecular function (GO): sugar transmembrane transporter activity
Source: RefSeq, a predicted model, not a curated record
CCUCGUGAAAAGAAGAAGUUUGAUUCGAAUUUCUUCAAUUUUUAGUUUGUUUUCGCGAGAAACCAACUCGAAUUUGUUUAUUUUAAUUGAUUUAUUAAAAAUUUCAACAGAGGAACAAUAACUGAUAAGAAUUUCUGGUUACAGCUGAUCAGAUACUCAGAAUAGACAAAAAAUGAGCCAAUCAGAGAUUGAGCAAUUGAACGAAGGAUUGAAGAAUGUUUCGAUUCAACCGGCGUCACAGCGAAAGUCAAAGGAGCCCAAUGAACUUAUGGAGAUGAUAAUACAAAAGGUUCAAGCGACGAAUGAGGUUACUGGCACGAUAAAACAACCAAACAAAGGAUCGUCGAUGUUUGAAAUACCGAAGAACGUUAAACAAAGAGCUCUUUUGAUGCAAAUUUCAAUGGCGACCUUGGCAACGUUCAGUGCCUUUUCGUCGGGCAUGGCUCUCGGAUUUCCCGCAAUUACGCUUCAGGCGCUCACAAAUGAAACCAUGAGCGGCGACUUGACGUUAAGUUCGGAACAGGGAUCGUGGUUUGCUUCAAUUAAUACGAUGGCAUGUCCUUUGGGAGGAUUUUUGAGUGCUUGUAUUUUGGAUCGUAUCGGAAGGAAACGUACUUUGUUCCUCAUUAACUUCAUUUCGAUCGUUUCAUGGGGAAUUAUUGCAUGUGCCUCGAAUGAAGAUUUCUCGUUGAUGUACACGCAAUUGUUGGUAGCGAGAUUUUUAAUUGGAAUUAAUAUUGGGUUGACGAGUGCUCCGCCAAGCAUUUAUUCAGCGGAAAUUGCUUAUCCAAGUAUUCGGGGGAGAUUGACUUUGGGAACGUCGUUCAUGAUUGCUCUCGGAAUUAUGUUGAUUUAUUUGUUGGGAUACUUCUUUCCUAGUGAUUGGCGCCUCGUAUCAACAAUCGCAGCUGCCAUUUGUGUCGUCUCUCUCGUUGCCUUAAUUCCUCUUCCUGAAUCGCCUGUUUGGCUUGUGUCACGUGCCAAUGACUCUCAAGCAGAAAAAUCAUUAAAACUCUUCCGCGGCGCUCAUCGCAACGAAACUCAACGUCCCGAUAUCGAUUUUGAGCUUCAAGAACUCCAAAUGCAAGUUUCUUCGGAUAAAGUGAAACGCAACAACAACGACAGCGCUUUCCGUAUGUUGGGCCAUCCCGAAGUUUACAAACCGCUCUUACUGAUGAUUGCUCUUUUUGCUGUUCAACAAUUCUCGGGCAUUUUUGUGAUCAUCGUUUAUGCCUCGAAAUUCGCUCUGGAGUCAAAUGUUGCGAUAGAUCCGUUCCUCGCCGCAGUUUUCAUUGGAGUUGCUCGAGUAAUUGCCACAAUUUGUGUUUGUUUCGUCAUGGAUCGUUUCGGGAGAAAGCCUCCGUUGAUUUUUUCGGGUUGCGGAAUGGCAAUUUGCAUGUUUGGAUUGGCGGCUUAUAACGGAUUCGAAGUUACGGAAUAUGAUUGGCUUCCGGGAUUGUUGCUGCUGUUGUUUAUCUUCACAAGUACAAUUGGAUUUUUGUCGAUACCCUUCGCAAUGAUCGCUGAAGUGUUUCCACGAAAGGCAAGAGGACUUGGCGCGGGGUUAACUAUCAGUGCGGCAUAUUUCAUGUCAUUCGUUGCCAUCAAAUUGUAUCCAACGAUGAUCGAACACAUGAGCGGCGUCGUAAUUUGCUUGAUUUAUGGAGGAAUCUCCGUCGCGGGGAUCUUGUUCGUGCACUUUUUGCUGAUCGAGACGAAAGGCAAGACGCUUGAAGAGAUCGAAGCGCAUUUCAAGAGCAAAAAUGACCGAGAAUCACACGAAAAAGAACGCGUCUUCCAAAUCUCAUGAAGACAUAGGAAAUUUUUUUUAUAGGAAAAUUUAUUUUUUAAGGCUGUGAUUCCCGAUAUUUAAUGAAUAAAAUUUUACUUACAUGA